CCCGCCCCGCGGCCCCUCAGCGGCGCCGCCAUGUUGGCGGAGCUGAACGAGCUGCUCGGGGCCGCCCCGGAGCGCCCGGACGCGGGUAAAUUCACACUGCUGCGAGACACCCGGACAGAUGGCAGCUUCCUGGUGCACCACUUCCUCUCCUUCUACCUCAGAGCUGGCUGCAAGGUUUGCUUUGUGGCCCUGCUCCAGUCCUUCAGCCACUACAACAUCGUGGCGCAGAAGCUGGGAGUCAAUCUGGCAGCUGCCAAGGAGCAGGGACAGCUUGUCUUCCUGGAGGGCCUCCAGUCCUGCCUUGACCUCCUGUUUGGGGAGGAGGAGCAGCCAGGACAGCCCAAUCCUCUGCAGUUUGUGAGCAGGAGCACCCCUGAGCUGCGAGCCCUGUUUGACUUUGUGCGGGUGUCCCUGAGUGCUGCUGAUUCCUGGAAAGGCCCCGUGCUGCUGGUGGAUGACCUCAGUGUCCUGCUGAGCCUGGGGGCUGCACCCGUGGCCGUGCUGGACUUCAUCCACUACUGCCGAGUGUACGUGUGCUGCCAGCUGAAGGGGAACGUCGUGGUGCUGGUUCACAGCAACGAGGAUUCAGAAGAUGAGGAGAAUGAACUGGUUGUGAACUCCCUGUGUCAUCACAGCGACCUCAUCCUGUGGGCAGAGGGGCUGGCCACCGGCUUCUGCAAGGAUGUUCACGGGCAGAUUAAGAUAAUCAAGAGAUUGUCCUUGCGGCAGGCGGCAGAGCAGGAUCUGGUGCAGACCUACCAGUACAAGAUCCAGGACAGGAACGUCUCCUUUUUCGCGCCGGGGCUGUCGGCUGCGGUCCUGUGACACUGUGACCGUGCGAACCCCGGAAGGGCAAGCCCCGCCCCCGCAAAAGCACCACCAGCACCUCUCAGGAGCAGCACAGCAAACUGACCCUGGAGGGACGCUCAGACACACCUGGAAGUGCUGCCAGCGUGGGAUCAGCCUGCCUGGGCCCUGCUGCAUCCCUUUGUUCUCCCACCCCAUUCCCAACACGCUCAGGCCAAGGAAGGGAGCAAGAACUUGCAAGAAUGGCCCUUAGAGCAUGUAAAUACAGGCAGGGGUGCCCUGCAGGCUGGGUGUGCCUCGCCUCACCUUUUCCGGUGGUUGGGCACAGCAUGGCAGUGCCAGGCACUGCAGGAAGGGAGCACCCCCUCCCUGCCGCUGGCACGGGAGGAGAUGACACAGAGCGGGUGGAGCAGGGACGGUCCGGGAGCCUGGCGCAAUCCUCUCCUCGCUCCCAGCUCUGGCUGGCAAAGAUCUGCCCAGCUCCCACGCAGGUGGUAAAUCCACAGCUCCGUGUAUAGCCCUCACCUGGCUGUGCUGGGACCUGGGUGCUGCUCUGCUUUAUCCCCUGUGGCUUCCCAAGGUGGGCCUUGUGGUUGGAUAAACCCCUCUGGGAGCCUUGUCUCAGCCACUGCUUCCUCAUCCCAAACCCUGACUAGCAAUUACAUGACCUGCCUGUGCUGAAGCGGGUUUUUUAUUAAUAAUCCACAAUUUUAGUGAGAUAAGGGUACAGGGAUUGAGUAACCACGGAUCUCUGGGUGGGAACUGCUCCCCACCUGAUCCUUGGCAGGGAGCAGGAAUGGGCAUCUCCCAAGGCUGGAUGAGGACAGGGCCUUCCCCAUGGCCACGGGGGCAAUCCUGGGAGCAGAGCUCUGGCUUGGAGGUCUCCUGGUAGCUUCUCCUGCUGGGAUAUCGCAUUUAUCCUGGGAGAUCAAAACAUCCCACACACUUGUGAGAGUCCAGAGCAGCCUGCCAGGUCCUUGCAGCUCCAGAGCUGGGAUAGCAACUCUGGCAGUGGGACACAUUCCUGAUUUUCCACUUAGACUCAGUGACCCAUCCCAUGCUGGUUUGGGAAAGUGCCCUUUGCCUUAGAGUUUUGGGAGCCAUGGCAAGCUCAGGGCUGUGGCUGCUGAGCUAGGCAGGCUCCAGGAGUUGUGGCAAAGCCACAUGCAGGGAGGGGAGCCAGGCCGUGUGUGUGCUACGGGAUCACUCGUCCCUGGUGUCCCCGGGGCUCUCCGUGCUCUGCUGUGGCAGUGCCCAGUGCCACUGCUGCUGUCCCAGCGUGCUGGCAGUGCCCAGGGGGCAGUGCACUGCCACAGUCUGCAAAGGGAGGAUGAGAGGAGCGGUAGCAGCAGCUCAAAGUGCAUCUGUGACGGGCACAGAAUGGUGUGUAAUUGGGGUAACAUCUGUAUGGUUAUCCUUGGAGAGAUCCCAAAGCCUGGCUCCCAGGCUCUGCCUCCCUCUUUUGAAACCAGCAGGGUCAUCGUGUGACAUCAUGGCUGUGUGACAUCAUGGCUGUGUGGCAUC
Lonchura striata (white-rumped munia) is the source of this 2331-nucleotide messenger RNA. It is a transcript of the gene ELP6, whose product is annotated as elongator acetyltransferase complex subunit 6. Gene Ontology annotation, cellular component: elongator holoenzyme complex. The record is from RefSeq and is a predicted model, not a curated record. Gene Ontology annotation, biological process: tRNA wobble uridine modification. Lineage: Eukaryota; Metazoa; Chordata; Aves; Passeriformes; Estrildidae.